Molecule: messenger RNA, 1214 nt
Organism: Danio aesculapii
Lineage: Eukaryota; Metazoa; Chordata; Actinopteri; Cypriniformes; Danionidae
Gene: nkiras2
Product: NFKB inhibitor interacting Ras-like 2
Exons: 4
Coding region: 58-636 (192 amino acids)
Biological process (GO): canonical NF-kappaB signal transduction
Molecular function (GO): GTPase activity; GTP binding
Source: RefSeq, a predicted model, not a curated record
AUUUCCUCGGUCUAAAAUCCGCACAUAAACAGGAAGGGUGUCGGACUGUAGGUGAUCAUGGGCAAGAGCUGUAAGGUGGUGGUGUGUGGCCAGGGCUCAGUGGGCAAAACUGCAGUUCUGGAGCAGUUACUGUACGCCAACCAUGUAGUAGGUUCAGAGACUAUGGAGACCCUGGAGGACAUUUACAUCGGCUCUGUGGAGACGGACCGCGGGACUCGAGAGCAGGUGCGCUUCUAUGACACCCGCGGGCUGCGCGACGGUCAGGAGUUCCCACGUCACUACUUCACCUUUGCGGACGGAUUCGUGCUGGUGUACAGUAUCGACAGCAGAGAGUCCUUCAAACGAGUCGAGGCGCUCAAGAAGGAGAUCGACCGCUGCCGAGACAAGAAAGAGGUGACUAUAGUAGUAGUGGGCAAUAAACUGGACCUGCAGGACCAGAGGCGGGUGGACAGCGAGGCGGCUCAGCAAUGGGCACGGCAGGAGAAGGUGCGACUAUGGGAGAUCUCUGUGACCGACAGACGGACGCUCAUCGAGCCCUUCGUCCAUCUGGCCAGUAAAAUGACCCAACCUCAGAGCAAAUCCACCUUCCCGCUCAGCCGCAACAAGAACAAGACCAGCGGCUCUCUGGACAGCUAGAGAUCCAGACUAACGUAAGGGAGAGCAGACACUCAGUUUUAUAUCCUUCACAACGUUUUAAAUUGCCAUUAUAAGCUGUACGUGUCCAGCACACUGAAUGAAGUUACUGCAUUGAAGUUUUAUAUUGAUAAACAUAAAUGUUGAUAUGUUGCUGUGUGAAAUUUCUCUCAAGCUUCUCUUGAAAUAUUUGACUGAUUACACUAUACUGCUUUUACACUGAGAUGUAUACCUCUGCAGAAAGGAUGACUCCCAAUUGUUGAACGUUGGGUGUUGUAUUUGAUUCGUAAAAUGAUGUUGGUGCCAUGUCGACUGCUAUUUUUGAAGACUCUUUAAUAGAAUUAUUGCAGACUGCAUGGUUGUUUUGUUUCUUUUUUACUUCACAUAUUUAUGUGAGAUAACAUUCCUAUUUCUCCAAAAAAAAAGUUACUGAUUUCAGAAGUGUGCUUCUGUAAGUUUGCAGACGCUAAAUUUAGUAUAUGUGUUUAUUUUUGUGUGUAAAGGAACACUCCACUUAAAAAAUAGUCUUAUUUUUCAACUCUCCUAAAGUUCAACAGUUUAGUUUCAUCAUUUUCUAAUCC